CAAUUCAUCAAGACAUUGAUUUCUAUGCAAUUUGUGGGAUUGGUCCUGGUAUGUCAUUUGCUAAUUUUGUGUUGAAAAAUGAUCCAAACAUAGGUGUGAUUGGUUUGGUUCCAUGUGCUGUUGGUGCCACAAAUAUUAGCCAAUGGUCUCAAGGUUCAUUUUUUUUAUAAUCAAAUGUUGAAUAGGACUCGAAUCGCGUUACAAGAUGAUAGAAUACUUCGAGCCCUUCUUUGGUAUCAAGGAGAGACUGACACUCUGAAUGACGAUGCUAAAUUGUACAAAUCAAGAUUGUAUAAAUUCUUCACUGAUGUGCGCAAUGACUUGAAUACACCUACAUUACCGAUUAUUCAGGUGGCAUUGGCAUCAAAAUUUGGGCCUUAUACAGAGGAAAUAAGACAGGCCCAAUUAGAAACUCAGCUUCAAAAUGUGAAAACAGUUGAUGCUAAUGGGCUCAAAAUAGGCCCAGAUUUUGUUUAUCUCAAUACUCCAUCAGAGGUCCAACCCUUUCUGGGCUUUGGUUCAGCCCAUAAUUUAUUAUAAUUCUUUUAAAAAAAAAGGUCAAAAUUAUUAGUUCUUAUAAAUUUAAAUUUUAUGCGGUAACGAUAAUAAAGAAAUAUUAAUACAAAUUUGUGUAGUGUAAUACCUAUUUAAGGAGAAAGUGUUCCUGAUCGAUCUUUUUUUCAUAUUCAUGACUCAAAUUUGAAAUCUCUGAUGAAUAAUGAAGGUAUCUUAUUUAACCCGCCACAACCUUUAUUUGCUACCGACUCUCUCAAGCAUGUGUAUUUCUUUUUUCCUUUUUUAUUUUUCGAUAUUUGUAUUAAGAGUCGCAUGUCUUAUUUCUAGGUCGAUGCUCCUAACAUAAUUUUUUCCAUUUUGAGUUACUCGAACUUAAGACUUCUGAUUAAGAAUAAAUGAAUCUCAAUCAUUUCAUACAUCUCAGAUUAUCAACUUUGUUUUAAAGUAUACAUAUUACUCAAUUAUUAAACACUUUUGCCAGCUUGAUUAAACCAAUCAAUUAUGUGCUUAAUCAUUCAAUUAAAAAAAUAAUAACUGACAACAAAUUUUAUAUUAUUAUAUUCAAGAAUCAAGAUCCAGGUUUAUAGGUAAUUUCCACGUUCAACCUUAUUGGUAAUUAAAUUUGAA
Molecule: messenger RNA, 1143 nt
Organism: Solanum lycopersicum (tomato)
Lineage: Eukaryota; Viridiplantae; Streptophyta; Magnoliopsida; Solanales; Solanaceae
Source: RefSeq, a predicted model, not a curated record